CCUGCCCCCAUGGCGCUCAUCCAAACAAGCCUGAUCUGGGUGGCCUACGCUGUCGCCCUGGUCCUUCUGCUUGCCAUCGCGUCUACUUUCGUCUACAUCUACCAAGCUCCGAGAGACCGCGCCGCGUCCGUUACUAUAGUAUGCAUUUUCACCGUGAGCGCGUUGCUCGCGACGGUGCUGCUCAUGCCCGUCGACAUCGCCCUCGUCUCCUCCACCAACAUACCCAGCCAAGGCAGGAGGAAGAAUUGGGCCACUCCCAACCACGUCGACCACAUCGUCUAUACUCUCGAGGUGGUCUACUACACGUUGUACGCGCUCGACGCGGUCCUGUGUCUGCUCGUGGUUCCCUUCACAUACUUCUACUACGAGGAGUACGACCCGGAUGCGGCUGAAACCGGAGACCAGACGCUUGGAAGCAGGCUUUGGGGUGCUUUCAAGUAUACCAUUGCCUUCCUCAUCUUCGUAGUAGCCAUAUUCCUCGUUGGGUUCUUCGUCCCGUUCGCAAGACAGGCUAAACACGGCAGCCUCCCGGACUUGGACUUCUUUAAGCACUUGUUGCAGGAGAACCAUGGAGAACGCGCCUUGACCUUUGCAUUGGGCCUGCUCAUGCUCAUCGGGACCCUCAUCUAUGUCCUCUAUACCGGCGCUGGGCUCGCCCUCCUCCCCGUGGCCCUAAUCAAAUCUGCUCCAUCUAUUUCCGCCCCGACUCUGGCCGCAAACACAUCCUCACAGCUUGAGCAGAACAGAGAACGUCAGAGGCAACUGGAAGGUCGCAAUGAAGGCCGAGAAGGCGGUUUGGAUGCCAGGGACAGGCGCGAAUUGGAAGCUCUUCUCCGUGAAGAACGCACACUUAUCCGCCGUGAGCGCUUUGCUACCGAGUCCAGCGGUGAAGACCGUCACUGGAUCGUCAAAGCCUGGAUCAAAACCGAAGCCGUCUUCCGGCCACUUAAACUCCUCGGCGGCCUCGUGCUCAUGAUAAUCGCCCUACUCAUCUUCACUAGCAUGCUCGUCACCAGCAUUGAUAAAGCCAAAAACUCUAUAUGCAAAGCCAAAUGCGGCUACAUCCUCGGCUACCUCAACAUCUUCCAACCCGUAAAUUACAUCUUCGUCAAAUCCUCUAAAGUCUUCCCAAUCGACUACGUCCUCUUCCUCCUGCUUGUCCUUUUCUUCUUCAGCGCCUCUGUCGUCGGCAUCGCCACCGUCGGCAUCCGCUUCCUGUGGCUUACACUCUUCAAAAUCCGCAAAGGCCACACCUCCCCACAAGCCAUGCUCAUGGCAACCGUCAUGCUUACACUCAUGGUACUCGCAAUUAACUACUCCAUCGCGAUGGUCGUCGCACCUCAAUAUGCUACUUUCGGCCCGCAAACGUUUUGUGACCGCGACCCGCGACACCCGGGCGAGCAGCCAGAUUGCUCCAAUCAUCGCAGUGCCAUCAAACCAUGCACGGAAACCACCUCGAACAGCGGGGCGAAAGAAGUCUGCACCCCCAGUGUCGUUAGCACUUUCAUCAACCGUGUAACGCUCAAUUUCCCAUUCUUCGGCGUGGUCUUGUUCUGGGCGCAGUUUGCCUUUUUGGGCGUGUAUUUGGUGGUGUGGUUGACGACGUUGUUUAAGACGCCGAAGAUGGAUCAUGAGCAGAUGGAUGCGGAUUUGGAGGAGGAGGAGGAGGAGGGUUUGUUGGCGAGCACGGGGAGGAGACUUGGGGCGACGUGGGGAGAUAUUACGGGGAAGGCUAGGAAGGGAAAUGGGAAUUAUGGGGCAACGGAAACGAAUGGAGAACAUAGCUGAGAGGCCUGAUAGUUGUGUGGGUGGAUGGGGUUGGAAUGGAUGGUAAAGAUUGAUUAGGCUCGGAAGCGGGUUGGAGGUUUUUGAAACACAAAGCACAUGUAUAAGUGUCAAUUGGGGCACAGCUAGUACAAGCAUGGAAAAGUUUCGGUUUAUCGGUUCGGUUUGGUUUUGGUUGACAGACUUGAUUUGAAAGCAUAUGAUACCUCUUGGUAGGCUACCGGCGUCAAAAGGACUGUCUCCGUACUGUAUAUGAUAAGCAUGUCUUAACAGCAAUAAAAUUGAUUUACU
Lindgomyces ingoldianus is the source of this 2076-nucleotide messenger RNA. RefSeq lists its product as uncharacterized. The record is from RefSeq and is a predicted model, not a curated record. Bases 10 to 1788 code for a protein of 592 amino acids. Gene Ontology annotation, biological process: protein localization to vacuole. The transcript has 2 exons. Lineage: Eukaryota; Fungi; Ascomycota; Dothideomycetes; Pleosporales; Lindgomycetaceae. Gene Ontology annotation, cellular component: vacuolar membrane.